AUUCUUUUUAAUGCGAAGAAGCAACGUAAAGACUGGAUAACAAACAGGAAAUGCCUAACUCGGCUGCGAGGCGGACGGGCGGUGCAGAGCGCUGAGCUCCACCGGCAGCGCAGCUUCCCCGGGCGCGCCGGCGGCAGGACCGCUCCCGCCACCCCUGCCCUCCGCCCGGGCUCCCGGCCCCCGGCUCGCAGAAGCCCAGGCAUGGCUGCCUCCUACUGGAUGCUGACAGCUCUCUUUCAGCUUGUUUGCACUUCCAAUGUUGAUGUGAAAAAUGCACUGACCUUCAGUGGGCCUCUGGAAGACAUGUUCGGGUACACAGUCCAACAGUAUGAAAAUGAGGAAGGGAAAUGGGUACUUAUUGGCUCACCACUAGUUGGACAACCUGCGAAAAGAACAGGAGAUGUCUACAAAUGCCCUGUAGGAAGGGACAGCCCAUCACCCUGCAUGAAACUGAAUUUACCAGCUUCUACUUCAGUUCCUAAUGUCGUGGAAGUAAAAGAAAACAUGACUCUUGGAACAACCUUAGUGACUAACCCAAAAGGAGGGUUUCUGGCAUGUGGACCACUUUAUGCUUAUAAAUGUGGACGUUUGCAUUACACAACUGGAGUUUGUUCUAAUGUCAGCUCCACUUUUGAAACUGUUGAGGCCAUUGCUCCAUCUGUGCAAGAGUGUAAAACACAGUUGGAUAUCGUCAUAGUCCUUGACGGGUCAAACAGCAUUUAUCCGUGGGAGAGUGUCACAGACUUUCUGAACAGCCUCCUGAGAAACAUGGAUAUAGGUCCUCAACAAACACAGGUUGGAAUUGUUCAGUAUGGACAGACUGUAGUCCAUGAAUUUUUCCUGAAUACAUACUCAACAACAGAAGAUGUGAUGGCUGCAGCCUCGAGAAUACGCCAGCGAGGUGGCACACAAACCAUGACAGCCUUGGGAAUAGACACAGCCAGGGAAGAAGCUUUUACUGAGGCUCACGGUGCACGAAGAGGAGUACAAAAAGUAAUGGUUAUUGUGACUGAUGGGGAAUCACAUGACAACUACAGAUUACAAGAAGUGAUUGAUGAUUGUGAAGAUGAAAACAUUCAGAGAUUUGCUAUUGCUAUUCUUGGCAGCUACAGCAGAGGAAAUUUAAGCACUGAGAAAUUUGUAGAGGAAAUAAGAUCAAUUGCCAGUAAGCCUACUGAAAAGCAUUUUUUCAAUGUCUCAGAUGAAUUAGCUCUUUAUACCAUUGUUGAAGCACUUGGAGAGAGAAUAUUUGCCCUGGAAGCAACAACAGACCAGCAGGCCUCCUCUUUUGAAAUGGAAAUGUCUCAAGCUGGUUUCAGUGCUCAUUAUUCUCAGGACUGGAUCAUGCUCGGAGCAGUUGGAGCGUAUGACUGGAAUGGCACAGUGCUCAUGGUGAAAGACAGUGGUAUUUCAAUGCCAACUAAUGACACCUUUCGUGACCGGCGUUCAGAGAGAAAUGAACCUCUUGCAGCCUACCUAGGAUAUACUGUGAAUUCAGCACUGACACCUGGAGGUGUGCUGUACAUAGCAGGACAGCCACGAUACAAUCACACUGGCCAAGUUAUUGUUUAUAAGAUGGAAGGAAAAGAGGUGCAAGUGAUUCAGAGAUUAAAUGGAGAACAAAUUGGGUCAUACUUUGGGGGCGUUAUCACCACAGUCGACAUUGACAGGGACUCAUUUACAGACCUUCUUCUUGUUGGAGCUCCUAUGUAUAUGGGAACUGAGAAAGAGGAGCAAGGGAAGGUAUAUGUUUAUAGUCUGAACAAGACAAAGUUUGAAUAUCAGAUGAGUCUUGAACCCAUAAAGCAAACGUGCUGCUCUCCAUUAAAACAAGACACCUGCAAAGUUCUUAAGAAUGAGCCUUGUGGUGCACGCUUUGGGACUGCGAUUGCUGCAGUGAAGGAUCUCAACCUGGAUGGGUACAAUGACAUUGUGAUAGGCUCUCCCUUAGAAGAUGACCAUCGGGGAGCUGUUUAUAUUUAUCAUGGCCGUGGCAAGGCAAUCAGUAAAAAAUAUUCACAGCGUAUUGCAUCAGGUGGAGAUGGGGAAAAAGUGAAAUUUUUUGGCCAGUCUGUGCACGGAGAAAUGGAUUUAAACGAUGACGGGCUGAUUGAUGUUACCAUCGGAGGCCUUGGUGGGGCUGCCCUCUUCUGGUCUCGUGACGUGGCUGAAGUAAACGUUUCCAUGCAAUUUAUACCUAAAAGCAUCAAUAUUCAACAACAAAAUUGUCAGAUAAAUAUAAGAAAAACGAUAUGCAUAGAUGCCACAAUUUGUUUUAAGACCAGACUAAAGUCAAAAGAAGAUAUAUUUGAAUCCAGUCUGCAGUAUUGGAUUACCCUUGAUGCACAAAGACAGAUAUCUCGAAGCUUGUUCACAGAAAGCCAUGAGAGGAAAAUGCAAAAAAAUAUAACUGUCAAAGGAUCAGAAUGUACAAAACAUAACUUCUACAUGUUGGAUAAGCCUGAUUUUCAGGACUCGGUAAAGGUUUUGCUGGAAUUCAAUUUUUCUGAUCCAGAGAGUGGACCUGUUCUUGAUACCAACUUGCCAAAUUCAAUAGCAGAAUAUAUUCCUUUCACAAAAGAUUGUGGAGCCAAAAAUAAAUGCAUUUCAGAUCUUGUUCUGAUUGUGAAAGCAAGCAUAGCUGGAGACAGCUCUUCUCCAUUCAUUGUAAAGUCACGCAACGAUAAGUUCACCAUCCAGCUCUCUGUGAAGAACAAAAAAGACAGUGCCUAUAAUACCAGAGUUUUGGUUCAGUAUUCUCCAAAUAUUAUUUUUGCUGGCAUUGAGGAUAUACAGAAAGAUAGCUGUGAAUCUAAUCACAACAUCACCUGUAAAGUGGGAUAUCCAUUUCUAAAACCUGCAGAAGAGAUUUCCUUCAAAAUAUCAUUCCAAUUCAACGCAUCGUAUCUCCUGGAAAAUGCAACUAUUCAUGUAUAUGCAACAAGUGACAGUGAAGAACCACCUGAGACCCUGAGUGACAACAGAGGACAUGUUACAAUUCCAGUAAAAUAUGAAAUAGGGCUAAUAUUUGUAAGUGUUUUCAAAGAACACCAUAUUAUAAUUGCAGCAAAUGAUACUGUCCCUACUGCUAUUAACACAACAGAGCAGAUCGGGGAUGAAGUUACUCUGCAUUAUAGGAUUGAAAAAGGUGAGCACUUUCCAAUGCCAAACCUCACACUGCAGAUCUUAUUUCCCAAUGUAACAGCUGCCAAAAACACUCUUCUCUACCUUACUGCAUUGUCACAUUCCCAGCAGUCCUCUGGCUUCUUCCUUCUCUGGGGCACUGAGACAUCUUGAAGGGGAUGGUAGGUUUUAUGUUUCAA
Messenger RNA from Cyanistes caeruleus (blue tit), 3323 nucleotides. Lineage: Eukaryota; Metazoa; Chordata; Aves; Passeriformes; Paridae. The record is from RefSeq and is a predicted model, not a curated record.